Budorcas taxicolor (takin) is the source of this 873-nucleotide messenger RNA. Its product is annotated as transmembrane protein 183-like. Bases 78 to 830 code for a protein of 250 amino acids. The record is from RefSeq and is a predicted model, not a curated record. The transcript has 2 exons. Lineage: Eukaryota; Metazoa; Chordata; Mammalia; Artiodactyla; Bovidae. Gene Ontology annotation, cellular component: SCF ubiquitin ligase complex. Gene Ontology annotation, molecular function: protein binding. Gene Ontology annotation, biological process: regulation of protein stability.
GGUCUCUGGAGCGGGAUGGCAGCGGAGCCGGCCGGAGUUGGCCCUAGGCUCACAGAUCCCGCUCUCUGGCCUGAAACAUGGCCCGGGGUCCUGGCCCUUUAACCCGGCCUCGCCCCGACACGGUCGCCAUGCCCAAGAGAGGGAAGCGACUCAAGUUCCGGGCCCAAGACGCCUGCUCAGGAAGAGUGACCGUGGCGGAUUAUGCCAACUCGGAUCCGGCCGUCGUGAGGUCUGGAAGGGUCAAGAAAGCUGUAGCCAAUGCUGUUCAGCAGGAAGUAAAAUCUCUCUGUGGCUUGGAAGCCUCCCAGGUUCCUGCAGUGGAAGCUCUUUCUGGGGCUGGUGAGCCCUGUGACAUCAUCGACAGCAGUGGUGAGACUGAUGCCCAGGAGGAAAGCAUCCAUGAGAGAACUAUCUCCAGAAAAAAGAAAAGCAAGAGGCACAGAGAAGACCUGAACGGGACUGGAGGAGAAGAGUAUCCCAUGGAUAUUUGGCUAUUGCUGGCCUCCUAUAUCCGUCCUGAGGACAUUGUGAAUUUUUCCCUGAUUUGUAAGAAUGCCUGGACUGUCACUUGCACUGCUGCCUUUUGGACAAGGUUGUACCGAAGAUGCCAAAUGACCAUAGAAUGGUCAGUGUUGAGUUCUUCAGCAACUUCUCCUAUAGCUCUAAGAGGCUCACCUUUGAUGAUGGUUCUCAAUUGGUUGUCAACUUCCACUGGUUGGCCCCUACACUCCUCAUCUUCAAGCCUCUCAUCUCCUUUGCAAAACAUCUUGAACGACUACUGUGCUGUGUUUGGUAGCAGUUCUGGGCCAAAUGCAUUGUUGAUGUUGUGAGUUGUCUCUGCUGCUUUAUGACCCAUUUUGAACUCAAAUAAAA